Cylindrotheca closterium is the source of this 477-nucleotide messenger RNA. NCBI's taxonomy places the organism in Eukaryota, Bacillariophyta, Bacillariophyceae, Bacillariales, Bacillariaceae. The record is from the annotation of a GenBank genome assembly.
AUGAGCAAUCUGAUUAAUUGCCAUCAAAAGGAGAAGGAAAACAUUGCGGAUUUUCGUAAACGAUUUGAAGAAAGGGCGAAGGCAUUGCAAGCUUUGCUUGGUGAUGAUUUUUUGGACAAAUUUACUGAGAAGAGUCAGGAAUGUGAUUUAUUGGGAAGCGAUGCUGAACGAUCGCAACAUAAGAAGGAAUCAUGGGAAAGAUUCAUGGCCAACGGAUUUCUGUAUAAUUCCGAUAGAGCCAAGUAUCAAUCAAGAAUUAAUGGAAUGACGGCGCAGUACACGUUGAAGCAUCUGGAUUUCAAACAACGUUGUACAUUUCCAACUACUUUGGAAAAUGCUGCUGAUGUUUUGAAUCAACACAAGCACGAUAAUAGGAAGAAGAAUUCGAAUGGAGGAAAUUCGAAUGGACAAGGCAAACAAAACAAGUCAAACAACAAUCAAAAUGACGGAGCUCAGUUUUCGCAACAACAAACUUGA